AUGCUGUGGGGUUUCCUCCCCUCCCCUUCUGGGGGCAGGAAGAAGUCUCCAUCUAAUGCUGUGGGGUUUCCUCCCCUCCCCUUCUGGGGGCAGGAAGAAGCAGAGCAGCAGCAACCAGCAGCAGCAGCAGCAGCAGCAGCAGGAGCAGCAGCAGCAACACCAGCGGAGGGGCCCCCAGAGGGGGCCCCCGGGGGGGCCCCCAGGGGGCCCCUCAGCUUCGAUGAUGUGCUGCGGUUUGCUGUACCCUUUGUGAAGGGGGGAGAGGAGACACAGGAGCCGAGCAGCAGCAGCAGCAGCGCAGCAGCAGCAGCAACAGCAGCAGCAGCAGCAGCAGCAGAAGCUGAUACAGCAGCAGCAGGAGCAGCAGUUCCUUCUGGUCUUGCGGGUAUGGCCUCUAUAACAUCUCCCAGCAGCAGCAGCAACAGCAGCAGCAGCAGCAGCUGCAGCAGCAGCUCUGACGGUGGUUCUUCUCCCGCAGCAGCAGCAGCAGCAGCAGCAGCAGCAGCAGCAGCAGCAGCAGGAGGAGAUGACACCGUUGCUGUUUUGUCUUUAUUUACUUCUCCUCGUUUUUAUUCUAAGACAAAAACUAACUUGCUGCUGCAGCAGCAGCAGCAGCAGCAGCAGCAGCAGCAGAUGCUGCUGCAGCAGCAGCAGCAGCAGCAGCAGCAGCAGCAGCAGCAGAUGCUGCUGCAGCAGCAGCAGCAACAGCAGCAAGAUACACAAAGAUAUGCCACACACUAUCUCAUCAAACACAAACCACAAAUACUCUAUGCAUCUCCUGCUGCUGCUGCUGCUGCUGCUGCUGCUCCUGCUGCUGCUCCUGCUGCUGCUGCAGCAGGAGCAGCAAAUAACAAUAGUAACAAACUCCUGCUGCUGCUCCUGCUGCUGCUGCAGCAGGAGCAGCAAAUAACAAUAGUAACAAACAAAUACAGGAAGGGAGGAAUCAGGAGAGGGGGCCCCCUGGGGGGCCCCCAGAGGGGCCCCUUCAGUUGUAUACACCCUAUCAACGGCAGACAAACAGCAGCAGCAGCAGCAGCAGCAGCAGAAGCAGGAUCAGCAGCAGCAGCAGCAGCAGCAAUGUAA
Eimeria mitis is the source of this 1083-nucleotide messenger RNA. RefSeq lists its product as uncharacterized. The coding region runs from base 1 to 1083 and encodes 360 amino acids. The transcript has 4 exons. The record is from RefSeq and is a predicted model, not a curated record. Lineage: Eukaryota; Apicomplexa; Conoidasida; Eucoccidiorida; Eimeriidae.